AUGACCAUGUCGAACGACACCCAAUCAGCUAACGCCACUUGCGCCACCAAUGAGACCGAACCCAAUAUCAACCCUGAUCUCCUCCCCAUCUUGAACUACGUUGCUGAAAUUCUCAACGCAGGCAACGACAUAGACCCUUCGCCGAACCAGGCUGCCUUGAUGCAGAAGAUUGUAGGGCUCUUGGAGGCGAAAAAGACUCUGAGCCACGCCCCAGGUUCUUUGAUAAUGCGAUGCAAGGCCGUCCUCUCUCCAAUCCGACGUGUACCAACGGAAAUCUGGAGUAUGAUCUUUUUGAUGGUUCUCAUCGCCGAUGAAGACGAGGUGCACGAAGACUUUUUCGUAGAGGCCAGAAAAGACGAAGCUCCUCUCAACGUAGCUGGGGUAUGUCAACGUUGGCGUGCGAUCGCACUUUCGACACCUGCGCUCUGGAGGUCCUUAGAAAUCACCCGGACUGCUGAUCUGCGCAGCUCCUAUCCACACCCCGAGUUGGCCAUCCUGUGGGUAGCCCGGUCUGCGCCCCACCCGAUCUCCUUCUCACUCGAUACCAAGGCGGAUGGCCUUUUCACCUGGCGGGAUCUUGAGGACUUCCAUGAACCUAAACGAAAUUUUCCUCUCGUUCAACUUCUCGUAGUUGAACUGCUGAUGUGCAUGCCACGCUGGAAAACGGUUCGUCUCGCCUUGCCUUUCCUCAAUGGCCAUGAUUUCCCUAUACCUGAAACGGGCACACCGUUGUUAGAGAGCCUCAAGGUGACCAGGAGAGCGAACCAGUCGUGGACGAGGAUCGACCAGUUCAUUCAUCGGAUAUGGGCGAAUGCUCCGCGUCUGCGUAGGUUCAACAUGAACGACGAGACUGAAUGCGGUCGUGGCGAUAAAACUUUGAUGCCACUGCCAUCCGGCCUGACCGAGCUCAGACUUGAGUAUGAUCUGUGA
Laccaria bicolor S238N-H82 is the source of this 930-nucleotide messenger RNA. RefSeq lists its product as uncharacterized. Lineage: Eukaryota; Fungi; Basidiomycota; Agaricomycetes; Agaricales; Hydnangiaceae. The record is from RefSeq and is a predicted model, not a curated record. The transcript has a single exon. The coding region runs from base 1 to 930 and encodes 309 amino acids.